Stylonychia lemnae is the source of this 3036-nucleotide messenger RNA. NCBI's taxonomy places the organism in Eukaryota, Ciliophora, Spirotrichea, Sporadotrichida, Oxytrichidae. The record is from the annotation of a GenBank genome assembly.
AUGGAAAAUUUUCUUUAAGAAAAACUUGAACAAUUUAAUGCCAAUGUUUACAAUGCUUACAAAGCUAACUGGGGCUCUUUAUUCGAUUUCAUUCAUGACAAGAAUAAGGACCCCGCAAGAGAGCUCAAAUUAAUCAGAAAGCAAGAUCAUAAUAAGUCCAUGAGAUUAACAAAUAAUGAUCAGUAGUUUUCCUUCUUGAAAACCAAUGAUUACGAUUCUAGCCAUCUUUAAUCACUUAAGAAAGCAAACAAUGAAUCGAGAACUGCUCCAAUAUCGCCUAAAAUGUACCUUACAGGUAAAAUGAAGCCCUCUGAAAAUAAGAUCCAUGAGAGUUUCUUACAUAAAAUAGAUCAAACAUUUAACUCAGUUAACGAAGGUAUAAGCCAGAGUACUGAAGUAUUAUCCAGUAAAAAAGUUCCUAAACACUUUAAUAUAAGUCGCACCAAUAAUAAUAAUGAAAAUAUUAGGAAUAAUACAUCGCCUUAAUUUUUCGCCUUUCAGAACAUUCGCAGGAAGAUAAUUAUUAGUGAUAAAAGGCCUAAUAGGCAUCCCAAAAAUAUACUUGAACCUGCUCGAGCUGAGAUGGAUAAUUCAAAAAUAUCUGAAAUAAAUUAAAUUAUUAGGGAGAGACUUCGAUCACAUCAAGUAUCUCCUUUGAAAUCGUAUUUAGUGGAUAACUCUUAGAUUAUUGAGGACAUAAAAACAGCAGCUGUUUCGAAAAUCCGGCCAUAUAUAACAAACUUUCAAACUCCUUUUGGAAAUGAUAUAAUAGGAGGAAUGAAUAAAUAGCGAAACAUGUCAAAUACAGACUCAGUAGAAGAAUUCACCAGUGCCUAGAAUGUUAGGAAAAGCAACCAUCUUUAAAAGGCAUGGAAAAAAACUGCUGAAACUAACUAGCAUACAGGAUAGUAGACAGCAAAAGAAAAACAGAUGGCACAAAAAAGAAUGAAUAACAGGGAGAAGACCUAUGGAGUCAAAGCUCAAUUCACCAGAAUGCAUAACUAACUUAGAAGGAGGGUUGUGUUUAGCAAAGGCGAUGCGGAAGAUAAUUUCAAAGAAAUUGAAAUACCGAAGGAAUUCAGAGACUAAUUAGAAAAGUCUAAGCCAAAGGAUAAGUUGCAAUAUUUAAUGAAUUUGAACUCUGAGCUUUAUAUAAACAUGAAAAACACUCAGAAGUGGAUGAAGAUACAUAAUGUCGAUUAAUCCAAGUACACUCAGAAUCAGAAGAACAUAGAAUUUGCCAAGGAACUUUUCAAGAUUUGGGAUGAAGAUGAAUCAGGCAACUUGGAAGUUGAUGAGUUGACUCUACCCUUGAUAGCUCUGGGAUUAUCAAAUGAUAGCAGCUUCGUUUUAAAGCUAUUAAGAUCAAUAGAUGAGGAGAAAUUCACCAAAAAUAAAAUUAAUGCUAAGAUAACAAUUAGAGAUUUUUCAAAGAUAUUCAAAAAAGACUAUACUAGUGAGAAGGUGAUAGAAGUUAUUAAAAAGACAAUCAAAGAGCAAAGAGCUGAAGUGAGACGGUAAGCGAAAAAGGAAAUCGACUAAAUAGAAUAUCAAAGCAUUCUUAUGGACUAAUCAAUCAAGAAUAAUCAGUCUAUACUAGGAGUAGAAAAUAGCAAAAUGUAGAAAAAUAAGAGAAUGUCAAUCGUAAAGUCCGGAGAGCUAUCUAAAUUAUCUUUCUUGCCUAGUCGAGAUACUAGAAGGACAACUGCACCAACUAGCAAUGGUUUGUUUAGUGCUGGUGAAAAUGGUUUAGUUUCAGGAUUAUCAUAUGUAAAGGAAUACGGAUUGCAAAAUGAAAUAUCAAUGAGAGAUUUAUAAAAAAGCCAGCAAAGAGGAGGAAGAUUACUUAUAGGUAAUUAAAAGUUAGAAUCAGCUGGAACAACUGAAAGAGAUAAAAAUGAAUAAAUGAUGCUAGAUGUUCUUUCUAGAUAAGUCGAAAUGUCUAAAUACUUGAAUAAUAAUCUUCAAAUUCAAACUAAGUCUAAAAAUACAAAUUACAAGUCAGUAGCUCCACCAAUUUUAGAAAAGCAUGAGCUACUUAAUGAAAUAGAGGAGAACGAUGAUAACAAUGAAAUCACUUUGAGUGAUCAGUUAAAUAUAGUAAGAUAAUGGUGGUAGGAAAUCGAUAAAGGGAGAGGUAACCUCUCCUAGACUAUAGAGGAGGUCUCAAGAUUGCUAGUCAAUAAAAGGAUUGCAGCAGAGAUGGAAACAGCUAAAAGAAUCGUUGGAUAGUCAACAAAGAAAUCGAAGACAGAAAUUGAUUGGGAGGACUUUAACUAGAUUUUUUGUAAAGGCAUAUUUAAAGAAGUCCUAAUUACCUUAGCCAAUAAGAUUAAAACAAGUCAAAAUUAAGUUGAAAAGUAGGGUGAAUCAUUAGGCGGAAAAUUAAAUGAAUAUCAAAGAAAACUUUUGCUUGAAUAGCUCGGACAUGGAAUGAUAACAGAUUCUCACCAGGCUCAAGGGGAUAAUGAUAGACCUGUACUAUACUCACUCUAUUAGUUCAAGAAAAAGAAUGGAGAUACAAGUGUCAUUAAUGAAACUUAUAAGGAAUUCUUGAAAGAUCCUCUUGGCUCAAUUAGAAAAGCAGAAGAGGAGAGAUUAAAAAAUCACUAUGUCAAUGAUGAAUUUGUAAAAUAGAUAAAGCUAAACCCACUAGAUAGAGAGAGUAAUGCACACUAGAAAAAGUUAAUCGAAGCUUAAAAAUGCCUUGGUGACUUAGAUAGUUAGAUACAAGUUCACUUCUAAUACGUCAAUAAUUCGACUUAGAAUACAACCACUUAAAAUACACAAUAAACAUCUCUAUCUUAAUAAUCAAGAGAUGGAGAUUAAACAGCUAGGACAUAAGACAGUAGCACUCGAAAAGCUUCAUAGAAAUAGAAACAGCCAGAUUGGAAUUAGAUUGCUAAUGACUCAGUCAAGCUUCCGAAAUAGUACAUUUAGAAGACUGCUGAUGAAAGACUCAAAGACUAGACUGAUCUCUUAAGAAAAUUCUAACUUAUUCUUGACCAGAACUCAAAAAAUGCCUAUGACUUAUGA